Molecule: messenger RNA, 1846 nt
Organism: Panicum virgatum (switchgrass)
Lineage: Eukaryota; Viridiplantae; Streptophyta; Magnoliopsida; Poales; Poaceae
Product: COP9 signalosome complex subunit 2-like
Exons: 12
Coding region: 217-1530 (437 amino acids)
Biological process (GO): protein deneddylation
Cellular component (GO): COP9 signalosome
Source: RefSeq, a predicted model, not a curated record
GAGCAGAGAGUCUAUUAUUUGUACAGGGGCCUAAACGCAAAAAUUCUCUUCCCUUCCCUUCGCGUCCCCUCUGCUCCCAUCUAGCCAGCCCAUCUGCUCUCCGCCCUCUCCGUAAGGAAGCAAAGACGCAAACCCCUCGUCCCCCCAGAAACCCUAACCCUCGCGCGCCCGCUUCGUGGACUCCCCUGCCGCGCUCGCUGCCCCCUCGACGCCGCCAUGGGCUCCGACAUGGAGGACUACGGAUUCGAGUACUCGGACGAGGAGCCGGAGGAGCAGGACGUCGACAUCGAGAACCAGUACUACAACUCCAAAGGUAUGGUUGAGACAGACCCAGAGGGUGCACUUGCUGGUUUUGAUCAAGUAGUCAAAAUGGAGCCAGAAAAGGCUGAAUGGGGAUUUAAAGCUCUUAAACAAACUGUCAAGCUUUACUAUAAGCUGGGGAAAUACAAAGAAAUGAUGGAUGCCUACAGGGAGAUGUUAACAUACAUAAAAUCUGCUGUGACCCGAAACUACAGUGAGAAAUGUAUAAACAACAUAAUGGAUUUUGUUUCUGGAUCAGCUAGUCAGAACUUUUCUCUUUUACAAGAGUUCUACCAGACAACACUGAAAGCUCUUGAAGAAGCAAAAAAUGAGAGAUUAUGGUUCAAGACAAACCUGAAGCUUUGCAAAAUUUGGUUUGAUAUGGGGGAGUAUGGCCGCAUGAACAAGAUCCUGAAGGAGCUGCAUAAAUCUUGUCAAAGGGAAGAUGGUUCUGAUGACCAAAAGAAAGGCACACAGCUUUUGGAAGUCUAUGCUAUUGAAAUCCAAAUGUACACUGAAACAAAGAAUAAUAAAAAGCUCAAGGAAUUGUAUCAGAGGGCUCUGUCUAUCAAAUCAGCAAUACCUCAUCCAAGAAUCAUGGGUAUAAUUCGCGAAUGUGGUGGUAAGAUGCACAUGGCUGAGAGGCAGUGGGCAGAAGCUGCGACUGAUUUCUUUGAAGCUUUCAAGAACUACGAUGAAGCAGGCAACCCGCGGAGAAUUCAAUGUCUCAAAUAUCUCGUCCUUGCCAAUAUGUUAAUGGAAUCUGAAGUGAAUCCUUUUGAUGGACAAGAGGCCAAGCCGUACAAAAAUGAUCCUGAAAUCCUUGCAAUGACAAACUUGAUUGCAGCGUACCAGAAGAAUGACAUCAUGGAAUUUGAAAAGAUCCUAAAGAGUAAUAGACGGACAAUAAUGGAUGAUCCUUUCAUCCGUAACUACAUUGAGGACCUAUUGAAGAACAUCAGAACUCAAGUCCUGCUCAAGCUUAUCAAGCCAUAUACACGGAUCAGGAUACCAUUCAUUUCACAGGAACUCAAUGUCCCCGAAAAGGAUGUCGAGCAGCUGUUGGUAUCCCUGAUUCUGGACAACCGGAUCCAGGGCCACAUAGAUCAGGUGAACAAGCUGCUAGAACGUGGAGACAGGUCCAAGGGGAUGAGGAAGUACAAUGCCAUCGACAAGUGGAAUAGCCAGCUUAAGUCAAUCUACCAAACGGUGUCCAACAGAGUUGGGUGAGACGGCUACUGGCCGUCGCGUGAUUUGCACUUAUGAGAUAUGUUGAUAGCCUGUUUUGGGGAUCUGAGGGCAAAUACAUAUUGUUUUAUGACGCUUGAGGUAGAAAGUUGGAUCUGGGUGACGCGAAAUGCCGAUGUAAUGUAGAGCUUGAACUGAUCCCAGUGUUCUUACUUAGAGUCUGAGGCAUUACUGUGGUCCAAGCCAAUUGCCAGUGGGGAAAACAUGUAACUACAUCCAUCUGGUUCCUUCACAACUUUUUUUGUGCUUACUGCCCAAGAUUCCUUUACAUGCUUGAACCAGCUGGGAGGCAGCUGCA